AUGUUUUUUAUUACAAGACAUUGGAAUAAAUGCGUACGAAAUGAUAUAUCAUUAUCUAUUUUUUCACGUACGUUUUUUACGAGUCGAAUUAUUAGAGAAGAAGUAGAAAUUGAAAUUGAUGGAAAACCUGUUAUGAUUGAGCAAGGAUCGGCAUUAAUACAGGCAUGUGAAAAAGCAGGAGUACAGAUUCCCCGGUUUUGUUAUCAUGAACGUUUACAAAUAGCCGGAAAUUGUCGAAUGUGUCUUGUUGAAGUAGAAAAAACACCCAAACCAGUUGCUAGCUGUGCAAUCCCAGUACUUCCAGGGAUGAAAGUAAAAACUAAUUCACCGAUGGUUUACAAGGCACGGGAAGGAGUUAUGGAGUUUUUACUUGCAAAUCAUCCUUUAGAUUGCCCUAUAUGUGAUCAGGGCGGAGAAUGCGAUCUUCAAGAUCAGUCUAUGCGUUAUGGAGCGGAUCGAGGGCGAUUUUAUGAAUACACAGGAAAACGUGCAGUUGAAGAUAAAGAUCUUGGUCCUCUUAUAAAAACUGCAAUGACAAGAUGUAUUCAUUGUACCCGGUGUGUUCGUUUUAUUAAUGAACUCGCUGGUGCCACAGAAUUAGGUACUACUGGGAGAGGAAGUGAUAUGCAAAUAGGAACAUAUCUCGAAAAUCAUCUCAAUUCAGAAUUAUCAGGAAAUAUUAUUGAUUUAUGUCCAGUAGGAGCACUUACAUCAAAACCAUAUGCUUUCCGUGCACGUCCAUGGGAAUUAAAACGAACAGACUCCAUCGACAUACAUGAUGCAGUUGGCUCUUCUAUUUCUAUAAAUAGUCGUGGAUUAGAAAUUAUGAGAAUUUUGCCAAGACUUAAUGAUGAUGUUAAUGAAGAAUGGAUCAAUGAUAAAACACGAUUUGCAAAUGAUGGAUUAAAAGUUCAGCGUUUACAAGUUCCCCUUAUUCGUAGAAAUGAUAAAUUUGUUCCAGCAACGUGGGAUCAGGCAUUAUCCGAAAUUUCAUCAGCCUAUAAGCGUAUUUCUCCUAUAGGAGAUGAAUUUAAAGCUAUUUCAGGACAUCUAGCAGAUGCUGAAUCACUUAUAUGUUUAAAAGAUUUAGCAAAUCGUUUAGGAUCAGAAAAUCUUGCUCUUGAUCAACCCGAAGGAAAUAAGCCCCUUCCUCAUGGAGUUGAUAUUAGAACUAACUAUUUAUUUAACUCAACGAUACGAGGAAUUGAACAAGCGGGUUUUAUUUUGCUUGUUGGGACAAAUCCUCGUCACGAAGCAGCUGUUCUUAACUCUAGAAUUAGAAAGUCUUGGCUUCGUUCUAAUAAUAUUGAAAUUGCUAUGGUUGGAGAAAAUUCAUCAACUACUUAUGACUAUAAAUAUAUUGGACAUAAUGCAAUCGCAUUAAAGAAUGCAUUAAAUGGUGACAUUGGGAAAAAAUUAAAAGAAGCGGAAAGACCUAUGAUUAUUAUUGGAAGCGCAGUCUCAGAACAGCCUGAUGCCCGCUUUAUCUAUGAAACCAUUGGAAAAUUUGUUAUUGAAAAUAAAAAUAAAUUUUUAACACCUGAAUGGAAUGGAUAUAAUGUUUUGCAAAGGGCUGCAUCUAGAAAUGCUGCAUAUGAUAUAGGAUUUGUAACAUUCUCACCUAAAACAGCAAAAGUUAAACCAAAAUUUAUAUACCUUCUUGGUGCAGAUGAGCUUACUGACAAUGAUAUUCCAAAAGAUUCAUUCGUUGUAUAUCAAGGACACCAUGGAGAUCUUGGUGCACAAUAUGCAGAUGUAAUUCUACCUAGUUCUGCAUAUACAGAGCAGUCAGGAACCUAUGUUAAUGUCGAGGGAAGAGCUCAAGUCACACGAGCUGCGAUAAAUUCUCUGGGUGUUGCUCGAGAAAAUUGGAAAAUAAUCAGAGCAUUAUCUGAAUACCUUAAUGUAACGCUUCCAUACGAUGAUAUUCGUGGUGUACGCAAUAGAUUGAAUGAAAUUGCACCUUCUUUAACUCGAUAUAACGUUAUCGAAUUUUGUUCUAUGCCAGAUCUCGGUAUGAAAAUACAAAUUCAUGAUCAUAACAAAGGAUCAGAAGCAUCAGGUCAUAGACUUGUCAAUCCAAUUACAGAUUUUUAUCUAACAGAUGUUAUUUCACGAAACUCAAAAACAAUGGCAAAAUGUUCUCUCCAUUUUUCAAAAAAAAUAUCGCAAGAAAAAUCUAUUCAAAAAGCUUUAUAG
Pneumocystis murina B123 is the source of this 2199-nucleotide messenger RNA. Its product is annotated as NADH dehydrogenase (quinone), G subunit. Gene Ontology annotation, cellular component: membrane. The transcript has 8 exons. Gene Ontology annotation, biological process: ATP synthesis coupled electron transport. Bases 1 to 2199 code for a protein of 732 amino acids. Gene Ontology annotation, molecular function: iron-sulfur cluster binding; NADH dehydrogenase (ubiquinone) activity. NCBI's taxonomy places the organism in Eukaryota, Fungi, Ascomycota, Pneumocystomycetes, Pneumocystales, Pneumocystaceae. The record is from RefSeq and is a predicted model, not a curated record.